AUGAAUGGGUUGUCAUAUGUUCACAUAUCCUACAAUGACUUGGAGGUUACCCCGCCCAACAGCAGUGCAUUUUGGAAUGCUCUUCCGGAAGCAUUGCAGGUGAACAAAGGACUGUGCGGCAACAUUGGAGCUCUGAAAUCCUGCAAACAUAACUCCAAGAAGGACCGUAAAGUCAUAUUUGUAAUCUUGUUCCCUCUUCUCAGAGCACUUGUACUUCUACUUGCUUUCUUCAUGUUUGCUUUUCUGAUAGCAAGAAGAAAGAAAAAUCAAACUUUGGAACAAAACCAUGACAUGCUUGAAGAAAUUUCUUUUUCAAUUCUAGAUUUUGAUGGAAAAACAAUGUAUGAGGAAAUCAUUUUGAUUCCAUAUGGCAACAUGGUAGUUGUGAAGAAACUACAUCUUCUCCACAAUGGUGAGAAUAAUUUUCAGAAGGAAUUCUUCAAUGAAAUAAGAGCACUAACUGAGAUACAACACCGGAACAUAAUGAAGCUUUAUGGUUUCUGUUUACAUCACCGACACUCGUUUUUGGUGUAUGAGUAUCUCGAAAGAGGUAGUUUGGCCACAACAUUGAGCAAUGAUCAUGAAGCUAAAGAACUGGGGUGGAGUAAAUGGGUGAAUAUUGUUAAAGAUUUAGCUAAUGCCUUGUCCGACAUGCACCCCGAUUGCUUGCCACCAAUUGUACAUCGUGGCAUAUCAAGCAAGAAUGUUUUGCUAGAUUCAGAAUAUGAGGCCUGUGUUUCAGAUUUUGGCACUGCCAAAUUUUUAAAUCCGGAGUCAACUAAUUGGACUGCCACUGCAGAGCUUGCAUUUACAAUGGAAGUGACCGAGAAGUGCAAUGUUUAUAGCUUUAGAGUUGUCACACUGGAAAUAAUUAUAGGAAGACAUCCAGGAGAUGUUUUCUCAUCUUUAUCAUCUGGGGCAUCAUCGUCAUCCUCAUCUGCAUCACCUGCCCCGGAGAUGCCAAUUUUGGACGUUCUGGACCAACGCAUCUAG
Messenger RNA from Prunus persica (peach), 993 nucleotides. RefSeq names its product MDIS1-interacting receptor like kinase 2-like. Gene Ontology annotation, molecular function: ATP binding; protein kinase activity. The transcript is spliced from 3 exons. Bases 1 to 993 code for a protein of 330 amino acids. The record is from RefSeq and is a predicted model, not a curated record. Lineage: Eukaryota; Viridiplantae; Streptophyta; Magnoliopsida; Rosales; Rosaceae. Gene Ontology annotation, biological process: protein phosphorylation.